Macrosteles quadrilineatus (aster leafhopper) is the source of this 2254-nucleotide messenger RNA. RefSeq lists its product as uncharacterized. The record is from RefSeq and is a predicted model, not a curated record. The coding region runs from base 51 to 1895 and encodes 614 amino acids. The transcript has 2 exons. NCBI's taxonomy places the organism in Eukaryota, Metazoa, Arthropoda, Insecta, Hemiptera, Cicadellidae.
CUGAGUAGUGAUGAACAUUUUUUCAACAUCUGAGAGUUAAUAAAGCUCAAAUGUUUAAAAUUUUCGCGCUAAUAUUAGUCCUGGUGCAAACGAUUGAUGUUGAAGCAUUGUCUGAUUUCAGGAUUGCUAAAUCAGAGCUACAACGAUUGGAAGAUUUAAAGUACUACUUGUGUGGCCUGUCUCCGAAGAAACAAAGAGGACCAACAAGGAGGAAGAACAACUUGGGGGAAUGGAGAGGGAUAGGAUGGUUCUGUGUGCCAGAGGCUAACUGUAGUGGAGUGGAGACUACAUAUGAAAUUACUCAAGAUGCCAAACCAGCACUGGCCUGCGAUGCUGUCAGGUACAAUGAGGGACGAAGCAGCUGUUGCUUUACUGAUAAAUUGAAACCUCCAAUCAAAUUUACCGACCCUGAUUGGGAUGUGUACACGUUCACCGGUAAAUCAUCCAAGACCCGUGACUUUGCCAGGAUGGAUGAACAUAGGAAAAAAUUAUUCAAAACAUUCAUCCCUGGAGGAGAUCCAGAUGUGGAAGCAGUAUUGGAGAACUAUGAAAUAUGUGCUGCGUUUCCCAUCGGAAUUGAGGAGGGAAGAACAGUAUGGACCCCUUACGUGUGUAUGUCUGAAACACAGUGCGCCGGUACAAUAAACACUAAUAUUCAAGAGGAUUUGAAAUUUCCUCUUGGAGGCGAUAUGUGUCUAAGAAGUACAUCAUACGAAGAACGCCUGGCUUGCUGUCACAUUUCAGCAGCAGUUCCAGUAAAGAAAGAGCCAAACUCGUGGAAGUUUGUUGAGUUUUUAACUACGCAAAAGUAUGCCCCAGGAUUUCGUUCAAAGUUCAUGUGUGAACAGUACGCUAAGCUUGUUUGUGAUGGGGACAAAGAUCGUUGCGCUCAAAAGGUGCUGAACAGGGCUAACUACACCGUGCCUGGAGAGUUCCCCCACCACGCACUCGUGGGGAUAAGACUGCCCAGAAGACAGACUUUUCACUGCCAAGGCUCCAUAAUCAGUAAGUUGUUUAUCUUGACGAGUUACGACUGCAGACAAGAUGACCACACUUUGGCCAACAUUGUUCUCGUAGGCUUCAAAUUCGAUAUGGGCGAAGAACCUCCGGAGUAUGAACAAAUAUCUUACAUAAAAAAUCAUAUCAGUGCUCAUAAAAAACAUUGGUUCCUGUUACUGAAACUUUGGCGUCCAUUGACUUUAAGCCCUUUUGUCAGACCAGCCUGCAUCGACUGGUAUUUUUUACACGAUACACUUAGUAGUCAAACCUUUGAUUUCAAGGAAGGAUGGAUUAUAGAUUAUGGGCCGCUUGAUCCGAGCGGUACUUUUACAACAAAUGUGACACGUUUUAUUUAUGAUUUUUACUCUGUAAAUGAAGUGAGCCCCACAAAUAAGAAUAUUGAGUGUAAAGCCAGACUGCCAGAACAAAAAAAGAAAUACUUUAAAGGUAAAUUCUCAGACUCACACGAAUAUCUUUGUCUAUUAGGCAAACAAAUUUACAAUUCUGAUGUGAAGAAAAUGGUUCACGAUCACUCUCAACUUAACGGUAGACAUUUGGGUCGUUUCAGCAAAGGAGCGUCAUUCAGUACUUUUGAGAGAUACUGUCAAUGGAAGGUGUAUGGGAUUUACAGCCAAAAUGAGAAAUACCCCAUACCUCCCCUGGUAAUAGAAACAGUUCCCCACGCCCUGCCCUGGAUUGAGGAGAUUGUGUGGAGACAGGACUUUGAUUGGUUAUUCUUUGACCUAUCUUGGCCUGAGUGUGCUGACUGGGAAGAUCCAGAGACUACACCAAGAAGGAAAGGUGGUGAUGCUGAUUUAGCGACCUACCAAUUCAACUUUCAUACCAUGGACUACAGUUUCAUUAAACCCCAUCAUAAUCAAUACUUUAUAAGAUAAAUUGAAACUGUAAAAAACAUUAUAUGAAAUAUAAACAAUACAGUAGAUUUAGUGAAGGUUUAAUAUGUCUGAUUAUUCUCAUAUCUCUUUCCAAACAACUAAUUAAAAUCAAAUUAAUAACAAAUUAAUUUAUUACUAGUGUACGUGUUGCUUAAAUUCGAGCAAUUGCUAAGUACUAUACACUAUACACAGGUGUUAUUAUGAAACAAAUAACAGUCAUAAUUUCUUUAAAAGAUUUGACUCAAAGAUUAUGAUCUUGUUUUUUAAUGUUUUCUACAAUAGCCUUACUCAUAGCCGCAUUAGGUUGUCCAUAAUAACGAUUAUAAAUUCUAAAAUAAACAUUAUUUCUAUUUCUUCUC